AGCUAUUGCCUGGGUGGUAUUCCUGCAGCUGUUCCCAAACGGCGUGUGUCUGAGUUUCCCGCUGCCAUCCUGCGUGUGCUGGAAUAAGGCUCUUGUCUGUGCUACAGCAGGCAGGGCAGCGUGUGUGAACGGCAAUGUCUGUCUGGAGCAGCGACUAGGAGAGAGAAGUCAUCAGAAUUUACGGGCGGCAAGGAUUUGGAAACGUGGGGAAAUAUGUCUAAUGAACUUGAUUUUAGAUCUGUGCGUCUGAUGAAGAAUGACACCAUGAACUUCCAGAAAUUCCCCUACACCAAUGAAGACGAAGCCUGGAAAACCUACCUAGAGAACCCGCUGACCGCAGCCACCAAAGCUAUGAUGAGGGUGAAUGGAGAUGACGACAGUGUGGCUGCCCUGAGCCUCCUCUAUGACUACUACAUGGUCCCAAAGGAGAAGAGGAUUCUUCCAUCUGGAAUGAUGGGACGCAAUGAACUAGGAAAGAGGCACUGCCACGGAAUGGAGUACGACCCAGACAUCGCAUCCUUUGAUGGCUCAGCCCAUCUCAUGAAGCUCUUGUCUGAAAAUGUUUCCAUGACCCAAGAAUAUUGUGAGCCACAGAAGAAGAACGGCUUAAGUCUUGAAGGCAUUCCUACUCCUCACAAGCCAGUCAUGCUUCCACCAGGCACUAGCAAGCUGGAUGUCACCCCAGACAACUACAUGGUCCCUCCAGGGGAUGUAUACGACAACAGCUCAUUGAACUCCCUCUUCGAGACCAUCCCUGUAGCCCCACCACAGCAGAGGUGGCAGCCAGACAGCACUUUCAAAGAGGAUCCCCAGGAGUCGCUGCUCUUCAGUGAUAUCCUCAAACCCCAGCCAGAGCCACCUUGCCCUGAGACUUACGCUGCAGACGGUGUUAAGAGUGACUUUGAAUACACUCUGGGGUCACCCAAAGCCAUUCACAUCAAAUCUGGGGACUCUCCCAUGGCCUACCUCAACAAAGGACAGUUCUACCCCAUCACGCUGCGGACAGCUGGAGACAGCAAAUGUUUACACUUGUCCUCAAAUAAAGUGAAGAGCGUUGUGAUGAUUGUUUUUGACAAUGAAAAGAUCCCAACGGAGCAGCUCAAGUUCUGGAAACACUGGCAUUCCCGCCAGCCCACAGCCAAGCAGAGAGUCAUUGAUGUCGCUGACUGUAAAGAAAACUUCAACACGGUGCAGAACAUCGAGGAGUUAGCCUACAACGCGCUGUCCUUCGUGUGGAACAUCCACGAAGAAGCAAAGGUAUUUAUUGGGGUGAAUUGCUUGAGCACUGACUUCUCCUCUCAGAAGGGGGUGAAGGGCGUCCCGCUCAACCUCCAGAUAGACACUUACGACUACGGCAAUGGGACCAGCCAGCUGGUGCACCGCGCCGUCUGCCAGAUCAAGAUAUUCUGUGAUAAGGGAGCAGAGAGGAAAAUGCGGGAUGACGAAAGGAAACAGUUCAGAAGGAAAGGAAAAUGCCUGGACUCCAAUAACAAUGGUCUGAAAGGCUGUUUGCUCUCUGGCUUCAGAGGGAAUGAAAUCACGUUCCUGAGGCCGGAGACUGACCUCGAAACCCAGCCAGUCCUGUUUAUCCCCAACGUCCAUUUUUCAAACCUGCAGAGGUGUGGCACGGUUCUCCCUCCUGCUGUUCCCAACUCUGCAAACAGGCUGCCCUUAAAACGGAGUGGGGCCUCAUUCACGGACGAGUUUGACCCGAUACCUCCAAAACAGACCAAGGAAGAAGAUCCUCAGAGAGUCCUGUUGUACGUGCGGAGGGAGUCAGAGGAAGUGUUUGAUGCUCUCAUGUUGAAGACACCAGAUCUCCAGGGCCUCAGAACAGCUAUUUCAGAAAAAUAUGGGCUUCCUGAAGAAAGCAUUUACAAAGUCUACAAAAAAUGCAAAAGAGGGAUCCUGGUGAACAUGGACAACAACAUCAUCCAGCACUACAGCAACCACAUGGCCUUUCUCCUGGACAUGGUGGAAGCAGAGAACAAGUUCCAGAUCAUCCUCAAGGAGCUAUAAAGAGCCGCAGGCAGCACUUACUGGGACUUCUCUCAAAGCCGGCAAGUUUGACCCAACAGAACUCAGCCUCGUGCCUCAACUGGUUGCUUUUACUUGAAUCCCCGGCCUCUGGGGAGGGCCCCGCCUCGGGCCAGGCCGGAGACUGCUUGGAAGAUCUGUUAUCGAUGUGAACGUGGAACUUCUCUCUGUUGAGUUUAUUAUUAUUAUUAUUUUUUAUUUUAUUUUAUUUUAUUCCCUUCUGGCGAUGGGCCUGACCUCCUGUUUCACAGCUGGGAACGCGAAGCUACACUAACACGGCUGGCAGAGCUGGGCAGAGGCAGGGACGGCCGCUGCGUGCUGUCUGCCUUGGCCCGGGGCUGCUGCCACCCCGGGCUUUGGCUUUCUCCCACCCCACCAGUCACGCAGAACCUUCAAACCAUUUCCAGCUGGGCUGAGCCCGGCACUGAGCUUCUCUCUGUCCACAGAGACUUUCACAGAUGCUUUUAAAACUCCCUGUUAAACGGACACUGCCUGCUCCCCC
Falco peregrinus (peregrine falcon) is the source of this 2539-nucleotide messenger RNA. RefSeq names its product grainyhead like transcription factor 3 (gene GRHL3). Bases 214 to 2019 code for a protein of 601 amino acids. The record is from RefSeq and is a predicted model, not a curated record. Lineage: Eukaryota; Metazoa; Chordata; Aves; Falconiformes; Falconidae. Gene Ontology annotation, molecular function: RNA polymerase II cis-regulatory region sequence-specific DNA binding; DNA-binding transcription activator activity, RNA polymerase II-specific. The transcript is spliced from 17 exons. Gene Ontology annotation, cellular component: nucleus. Gene Ontology annotation, biological process: regulation of transcription by RNA polymerase II.